Molecule: messenger RNA, 2815 nt
Organism: Phasianus colchicus (ring-necked pheasant)
Lineage: Eukaryota; Metazoa; Chordata; Aves; Galliformes; Phasianidae
Gene: RIOK1
Product: RIO kinase 1
Molecular function (GO): ATP binding; protein serine/threonine kinase activity
Source: RefSeq, a predicted model, not a curated record
UUUUUCUUUGCUUGGUGCGUGAGCACUAGAAAAAUGAUAAACUGCAUCUCUUCUUUUGGAGAUGAUAAUUAACAGUGAGGUCCUUAGUGUACACUUUCUGUUCAACAUUUGUUUAACACAUAGUACAAUGAAACAUGCUGAUAAUUUUUGUAUUAUGCAAUAAGAACAGAGCAGUUUACUUUCAUAAGGAAUCUACCGUUUUUCUUCCAGACCUCCCUGGUGACGAGGCUGGGAACUGACUUAGAUGUAUUAGCAGCUGUGAAGAGCAAAGUGUCCUUCAGUGUAACUCCUUUUCUGGCUGAAACCACCAGUGUCCAAGCAGGACAGUGGCACGUUCUUAGGCAGUCAAGCCUUGUAUGUCUGUCUACAGCAAGCAUAGCUCUUUGGAAAGCAACUGUCCUGUUUGUUCAGAUUGACACUGUUCUGUAGAGAGCAGUAACAUGGAACCUGGGUUGGGUUGGAAGGGACCUCAAAGCCCACCCAGCUCCAACCCCGUGCCAUGGGCAGAGCUGCCACCCAGCAGCUGGGGCCCCGUCCGACCUGGCCUUGACUAUCCCCAAGGAUGGGGCACCACGGCUUCUCAGAGCAGCCGUGCCCGCACCUCACCACGCUCUCAGCGAAAAUCCCCCUCUGACGUCUAAUCUAAACCUCUCUUUUACUUUCAAGUCAUUCCCGGUGUCCUAGCGCUAUCAGACUGUGUAAGAAGUCGCCCCCCUUGGUGCUUUCAGGUGCCCUUCUCCUUCCUAUUCUCUUCUGCCUUACCAGCUGACGGGCAGCACACGUGCACAGCCCCCGCUGUAUUUUCUAUUUACCGUUUUCUCAAUCCGGGGGCUUGAGGACGCACUACUUCUAAGGCUGCGUUAUGCGGCAUUAAUGACGCGCGUUCCUUACCCGUAGCUGCACCAAUGGCCCCGCCCCCUCCACGCGCCGCUCCGCCGGCCUUAUGACGUCACACGCACGUGACCGGUCGCGCUCGAUGCUUUCUGACCCUGUGCAGCCGCCGUAGGGGCCGUCGGCAGUGCCGGGCGGUCGCCGCCAUGGAUUACCGCGCCGAGGUGAUGAGGCAGGCCGUGCCCGGGCAGUUCGAUGACGCGGAGUGCUCCGACGGAAGAUGCAGAAACAAUUCAGGAAGAUGAGUUUGCUGAGAAUUGCCAGUCAAGCUUAUGCAAAGGAAUCAACGUGAAGGAAGGAGAUAGUGAUGAUGACAGUGCUGUUGAAGAGGAAGAUGAUGAUGAUGACUGGGAUUGGGAUGAUGAGAUGGGAAGACUCAUGAAGUGCCACACUGCUGCUGGAUGCAAUCCGCAGGCAAAUAGACAGACCCCUAGUUGCUAUUCAGCAAAAAUGUCUACCCCUACAGACAAGGCUUUGAGGAAAUUUGAACAUAAAAUUAAUUUAGAUAAGCUGAAUUUUGAUGACUCUGUUAUAAACCGAGUCACAGAAAAGUCUAGACAGAAGGAAGCAGACAUGUGCCGAGUCAAAGAUAAAUCAGACAGAGCAACAGUAGAGCAAGUGUUGGACCCAAGGACCCGAAUGAUUCUGUUCAAGAUGCUGAGUAGAGGUGUCAUAUCAGAGAUCAAUGGCUGCAUCAGCACAGGGAAAGAAGCUAAUGUGUACCAUGCCAGUACUGCAAACGGAGAGAAUAGAGCAAUAAAGAUUUACAAAACCUCUAUUCUGAUGUUCAAGGAUCGGGAUAAGUAUGUGAGCGGUGAGUUCAGAUUUCGUCAUGGAUAUUGUAAAGGCAACCCAAGAAAAAUGGUGAAGACGUGGGCUGAAAAGGAAAUGAGGAAUUUAAUAAGGUUGAAUACAGCACAAAUACCUUGCCCAGAGCCAAUUAUGCUAAGAAGUCAUGUGCUUCUCAUGGGCUUUAUUGGUAAGGGUGAUAGGCCUGCUCCUCUGCUGAAGAAUGCUCAGUUAUCUGACUCAAAAGUCCGGGAGCUGUACCUGCAAAUCAUCCAGUACAUGAGAAGAAUGUACCAAGAUGCCAGACUUGUUCAUGCAGAUCUCAGUGAAUUCAAUAUGCUGUACCACAGUGGGGAUGUGUACAUCAUUGAUGUGUCUCAGGCAGUGGAGCAUGACCACCCGCAUGCAUUGGAGUUUCUGCGAAAGGAUUGUGCCAAUGUUAAUGGCUUUUUCCAGAAGCGUAAUGUUGCAGUGAUGACUGUGAGGGAACUGUUUGAGUUUAUUACCGAUCCUUCUAUCACAAGUGAGAACAUUGAUGACUAUCUCUCAAAGGCAAUGGAAAUAGCAUCAAAAAGAACAGAGGAGGAAAGAUCCAGUCAAGAUAAAGUGGAUGAGGAAGUGUUUAAGAAGGCUUACAUACCUCGAACAUUGACUGAAGUUAAAAACUAUGAGAGAGAUGUGGAUAUAAUGAUGAAAUUGAAAGAAGAGGAUUUGGCAUUGUGUGUUCAGCAAGAUAAUAUUCUCUACCAGACUGUGACAGGAUUGAAGAAGGAUUUGUCUGGUGUUCAGAAGAUUCCUGCACUUCUAGAAAAGAAGACAGAUGAGUCAGAAGUAAGCUCUGAUGAUGGUGAUGGCAGCUCAGAGGACUCUGAUUCAAGCUGUAAAGAAUCUCGGCAUCCCAAAGAUCUUCCUGCUGCAGUUACUAUGGAUAAAAAGGAGAGGAAAAAGAUGGUUAAAGAAGCCCAAAGAGAAAAGAGAAAAACCAAAGUCCCAAAGCAUGUGAAGAAGCGGAGAGAGAAGACUGCGAAAAUGAAGAAGGGCAAAUAAGAUCAACUUUGGCUUGGGAAAUGGACUGAUUUGUUUCUGGUUAAUGAGUCACCUUCUUUUGUAAUUAAAAAUCCUUUAUUUACAUACA